This is a messenger RNA of Beta vulgaris subsp. vulgaris (sugar beet), 1815 nucleotides long. Its product is annotated as probable glucan 1,3-beta-glucosidase A. The transcript is spliced from 8 exons. Gene Ontology annotation, molecular function: actin filament binding; hydrolase activity, hydrolyzing O-glycosyl compounds. The record is from RefSeq and is a predicted model, not a curated record. Gene Ontology annotation, biological process: actin filament bundle assembly; cell migration; establishment or maintenance of cell polarity. Gene Ontology annotation, cellular component: actin cytoskeleton; cytoplasm. Lineage: Eukaryota; Viridiplantae; Streptophyta; Magnoliopsida; Caryophyllales; Amaranthaceae.
CUCCGUAAUCCAUAAUAAGUCCUCUCUCAAUUCCAUUAAUAUAUUUGCAUUGAAAAGCAAGAUAUGAAGGUUUACAUUGGUAAAGUUGGGUGUGAGAUUACUAAAAUUCCCUUCUUAUGUUCAUUGUUAGUGGGGAUUUGUUGCAUACAGAGCUUGAUUAUGAGUUGUGAAGGUGGGAGGGUUCACAUUAACAGCCAUGUUAGCGUAAACCCUGUUUUAAAAGUGAAGGCAGUUAAUUUGGGAGGAUGGCUUGUAACUGAAGGUUGGAUUAAGCCUUCUCUUUUUGAUGGCAUUCCUAACAAAGACUUGCUGGAUGGAACACAAAUACAGCUGAGAUCAGUGACUAUAGACAAGUAUGUAUGUGCUGAGAGUGGUGGAGGGACCAUCUUAGUUGCUAACAGAACUUCUGCAUCAGGUUGGGAAACCUUCAAGUGAUGGAGAAUCAACGAAAACACGUUCAAUCUCCGGGUGUUCAGCAAUCAGUUUGCCGGAGUGCAGGGCAGUGGUCCUGCAGUGGUUGCAGAAGCCAACAGCCCAGGAUCUUCUGAAGUCUUUCAGAUUGUUAGGAAGUCUGAUGAUACUUCUCGUGUUCGAAUACAAGCUCCUAAUGGUCUCUUCUUACAGGCAAAGACAGAAGAUAGCGUCACUGCAGAUUAUGCAGGGGAUGGUGGUUGGGGGGAUGAUAACCCAUCUGUUUUUGUGAUGACCAUAAUAGGAACCCCACAAGGCGAAUUCCAAGUCACGAAUGGUUAUGGCCCCGAAAAGGCCCCGCAAGUCAUGAAGGAGCACUGGAGCACCUUCAUUGUUGAAGACGAUUUCAAGUUUAUGUCUGAGAAUGGACUGAAUGCUGUCAGGAUUCCUGUUGGAUGGUGGAUAGCCAGUGACCCAACACCACCUAAGCCUUUUGUGGGAGGAUCACUACAGGCCUUGGACAAUGCCUUCUCUUGGGCGCAGAAAUAUGGUAUCCAGGUUAUAAUAGACCUUCAUGCAGCACCUGGGUCACAAAAUGGGAAUGAGCAUAGUGGAGCUAGAGAUGGAUCUAUUGAAUGGGGAAAAACUGAUGCUACUAUACAACAGAGUGUUGCUGCUAUCGACUUCUUAGCUUCCAGAUACGCCACACACCCAAAUCUAUACGCAGUGGAACUGAUCAACGAGCCUCAUGCCCCUGAUGUGACUUUGGAAACUCUGGAAAAUUACUAUCAACAAGGAUAUAAUGCAGUGCGCAAGCAUUCUUCAACAGCGUAUGUUAUACUGUCCAAUCGCUUAGGGCCUAUGGAUCCAAAGGAGUUGUUUCCCCUUGCUAGUGGAAUGCAGUUAGCUGUAAUUGAUGUCCAUUACUACAAUCUCUUCUCCAACAUAUUUGACAACAUGAAUGUCCAACAAAACAUAGACUUCAUCAACAACAACAGGUCCUCCGAUUUGGGCUAUGUCACCACCUCCAAUGGGCCCCUUACUUUUGUUGGAGAAUGGGUGGCUGAGUGGCAGGUUCGUGACGCAACAAAGGAAGAUUUUCAAAGAUUUGCAGAUGCACAAUUUCAAGUGUAUGGUCGUGCAUCGUUUGGUUGGGCUUACUGGACCUUCAAGAAUGUUAACAAUCACUGGAGUCUCCAGUGGAUGAUUCAAAAUGGUUACAUCACACUAAACAAGUAGAUCAUAAACUAUUGACUAGAAAUCAAACUGCUUUUUUAUUUCAAAUUCAAUGAAAAAUAACACGAAAUCUAUCCUAAAUUCUGAUUUGUAAUAUCAUGGAAAAUAACAUAUUAUGUGUAACAUAUAGAAGUAUACAAUAAUACAGAAGUGCUUAUAUUUUCAGUA